This is a messenger RNA of Cryphonectria parasitica EP155, 2355 nucleotides long. Its product is annotated as HET-domain-containing protein. The transcript has a single exon. The coding region runs from base 1 to 2355 and encodes 784 amino acids. The record is from RefSeq and is a predicted model, not a curated record. NCBI's taxonomy places the organism in Eukaryota, Fungi, Ascomycota, Sordariomycetes, Diaporthales, Cryphonectriaceae.
AUGUCUCACUCUUCUAAGAGCUGUUGCAACUCCGAGACUAUGAAUGACAAUGCAAGUCGACCUAGCGAACACGUGCUAGACACAAAAGACCCCAGCACAGCAGCCUCAUCCCAGCAGUCCCAGCCUGGUCAAGGCCGCGAGGGCAAGACAUUAGGUUCUCUGCAGUUCGAAAGCGAUGCAGAGAUCCUAGAAGCGUUAUUCAUCCGCGAAGAGCAGCGCAUCCCAGAGCAGCAAGAACUCCAGCUCUGGACAGUGCCAGCCCACCUGUCUGGUCUAUCGCCUGAGGACAGCGUACCAACCGCCUGCGAGUACGCUCGCAACAGGACAUCCCACGCUGCCUUCCUCAAGCAGGCAUUUCUCUGGAGCUACCUUGCUGGAGACCGCUCGUCAUUCUGGUGUCGGGACGCACGCGAGCCGCCAGUGGGCAAUAGACCGCUUUAUGCGCCUCUCGAUGUCACCAAGAAAGAGAUCCGAGUGCUGAAGAUCACAUGUACUCGUCGAGAUGAUGGCCACGGCCAGAGCUUCCGAGCCAGCCUGAUCCCCGUAUCACUGGCAGAUGAAGAUCCGCAGUAUCUCGCUAUUUCCUAUGCGUGGGGAGAUCCUUCGCCUAUCGGUCGCUUCGAGCGCCAUCCAGACGGUUGCUGGAAUGAAGCCGAGAAUGAAGCCGAGAGAUACGAGGGCAACACUAUCGAAUACAACAAGGCAGUAUUGGCCAUAGUCAGUACGCUCGUCCAGCCAGGUGCCACACUCUACCUGUGGAUCGACGCCGUAUGCAUCAACCAGAAUGACCUCGACGAGCGGGCCAACCAAGUCACGCUGAUGGGACAGGUCUAUUCACGGGCCCGUCAGGUCGUCGUCUUUGUCGGCGAGGCAGACGACGAUGCGGCCAGGGCGCUAGAUCUCGCGGGCGAUUUCAACCGGUUCCGUAGUAUCGUCGGCGAUCAUCUCAACUUUUCGGGACAAGACGAGCUCGCAGCGGCGUGUCUGCGAGCAGGCCUUGACAGGCAGGUCUGGCUCUACCUGCUUCGCCUCUUCCUGCGACCCUGGUUCUACCGCUAUUGGGUCAUCCAGGAGGUCGUGCUCGGCACGAAUCCUGUCAUGAUCUGCGGCCGACAUGCUGCGUCGUGGAGUGACAUGGUCCAGACGUGCCAAUGGGCCAACAAGUCGUCGGUUAAUAUCGGUACGCAGCUGCACCAGGCUGGAAUCAGUCGUGUCGAGAAACAGCGGCUCCUGGCUGCGUCGGAUCGUGGGGCUCACGUCUGUCGCCUGGAAAACUUACGCACUUAUGGCCACGAUACGUCCGCAGCUUUCACGUGGAUUCUGCGGUCAUUUGAUACCUGUCGGACUACGGACCCUCGAGAUCGCAUCUUUGCUAUUCUGGGGCUGCCUCACGUAGCAGGUAUGAACACUGCAGCCUUGAAGCCUGACUAUACCAUCAAAGUCGAGGACCUGUAUGUUCGGGCCGCGAAAGGAGCCAUCCUCCAAGGCGAGGCGAUGCCCACCCUCGCCUUUGCCGGCAUGGGGUACCGCCGAUCUUUAAACCUCCCCUCGUGGGUCCCAGACUGGACUUGUCUUCCUGCGGCGUUCGGCAGCUUCUGGUAUGACGCUCGAGAGGCCGACUACUACACGAUCAGGGGAACACAAGUCACGGUCAGUUGGGACCAAGGCUGCCAAGGGGCCCUUUCACUCGAGGGUCAUUUUGUGGACAACGUGUCGGUGCUAAGUAGCCCAAUUCUCUCGGGAGACGUCAAUUUUUUGGGGUACGACCCGGAGCAGGAAGCCUGGCCUGAUGAGGUGCUGGAGCUCUCCAGGGCAUCUCAAAAAGAGCAGCAAGACGAAAGCCAGACAACCAAAGCCGCCAAAGCCGCCGCAGAACAGACAGACAGCAGGCCUGAGCCAUGGAGGACACGUUUGGCGCAUACGCUCGCCGCCAGCUUCGGUGCGCCUAGUGCCGCCCUCCACAAGAGUUUCGAGGCGUUCCUGCUGCUCUCGAGGGUAAUGCGCUCUGGGUUGCCUGCGAGCUGGAUGAUAUCACUGGAAGACCAUCAUAUAGGGCUAGAGUACGCAAGUCUCUGCCAUACUGCGACAAAGGAACGGCGCUUUUUCAUAUCAUCAGACGGUCACUUCGGCCUGGCGCCGCCAGGCACCCGGCAAGGCGACCAGGUGUGUAUCUUCUCCGGCUUCAGGACGCCAUUUGUGGUGAGAUCGGCCGAGCCCGAGGCUCAAGAGCAGCAGCCCGGCGAAGGGGCCGUGGAGCUGAGGAGCUACAUUCUUAUUGGUGAAGCAUACCACUACGGAUUAAUCUCGGGAGAGCUGACGGUGGGUGGUCCAGCGGAGAGUAUCCGACUCGUCUGA